AUGGCCAUGGCUGCUUUCCUUGUAGCUGUGGUGCAAAUGGCUUUAUUGCCAUCAGCUUUCGGAGGCGCAUAUUACGGGCACAAACCACAUCCUCAGCAACACCAACCUAUUCCACAAAUGCAUCCUCAGCAACACCAACCGAUCCCACAAAUGCAUCUUCAGCAACACCAACCUAUGCCACAGAUGCAUCACAUGGGAAUGGGAAAGGAUAUACCACACAAGGCUUAUCCACACUAUCCUCCUGUGCACCUAAACAAAGGAAAGGAUAACAAAGGUGAGACCAUUCCCAGAGGUGAGCAGGGUGUUCCAGGAGAGGUUGGACCACAGGGACCCCCUGGCCCACCUGGGCCACACGGAUCUCCUGGGCCUCAAGGAAAUGGCAUGGCAGGCUCCCCUGGAAAGCAAGGACCUCCAGGUCCUCCAGGACUUCCUGGACUUGGCAAGCCAGGAAUGCCAGGUAUGCCAGGAAAGCCAGGAGGUAUUGGGCAACCUGGUCAACAAGGUGAACAAGGUCCCAGAGGUGAGGAUGGACAACGAGGUUUGGCCGGGCCAUCUGGUCCUCCUGGACCCCCAGGCUUACCAGGAAUAGGAAAGCCCGGUGGACAAGGAUUGCCAGGACAGCCAGGAUUUAAAGGAGUGCCAGGACAUAAAGGCUUACCAGGUCUCCCAGGGUUACCUGGACAUAAAGGAGAGAAAGGAAUUGGACUACCGGGUCCACAGGGGCCCAAAGGGCCAGCUGGGCCACCAGGGCACCCAGGUCAGGCAGGAUUACCAGGAGUGGGUAGGCCUGGUUUGCCUGGUGUUUCAGGUCCACCUGGUUUGACAGGAAAACCAGGCCAGUCUGGGGAGCCAGGUCCAGCAGGUCAACCUGGUGGAAAGGGUCCCCAAGGACUACAAGGAACCCCUGGUAUUGGAAAGCCAGGAGAAAUUGGAUUACCAGGUCAACCAGGUCCAGCUGGUCACAAAGGAUUAACAGGACCUCCAGGAUUACCUGGGAAACCCGGAUUACCUGGAUUUGGUAAACCUGGAUACCCUGGCCCAAAGGGUGACAAAGGGAUGGGAGGACUACCAGGUGCACCUGGACCCAAAGGAGACAGAGGUAAUGAUGGUCAGCAAGGGAUGACUGGUCCACCAGGUAAAACUGGUCCCCCAUGUGCUCCAGGACCCAUGGGGCCUUCAGGUGAGCCUGGUACCCCAGGUGAAAAAGGAGAUGGAGGUUCAGAGGGAGCCAAGGGAGAUCAAGGACCUAUGGGGCAACAAGGUCCUCCAGGAUUUCCUGGCCAACCUGGCCCCCAAGGUGAGGAUGGAGAACCUGGUCCAAGAGGACUCCCAGGACCCAAUGGUCCCAAAGGAGAGGGGGGUAUCAAUGGUCAACCUGGUGUUCCAGGUCCAUCUGGACUACCUGGUCUGAAGGGAGAACAAGGUCAGCCUGGUCCAGAAGGACCACAAGGUCCUAAAGGCAUUCCAGGACUUACAGGGCCAGGAGGACCAAUUGGAACUCCAGGACCUACUGGGCCAAAGGGAGAUUUUGGUCCACCGGGUCAAGCUGGUCCACCUGGUAUAGGCAACACUGGUGCCCCUGGUCUUUCUGGUCCUCAAGGUCCACCUGGCCCAAGUGGUCCACCAGGUCAGCCAGGAAGUGCAGGUCCCCCAGGGCCGCCUGGACCUCCAGGCCCCCCUCUUCCCCCUGACCUGAUGGGUGUUCUUCCUGAGAUGGGCCCAGCCCUUGAUGGUAUAAAAACUGGUGGAUAUAAGAAAGGGAAGUAUGCAAGUGGAGGUGAUAUGAUGGGAUCUAGUGGUUUGGAGAUGCCUGCUUUCACUGCCCAGCUGACAACACCAUUCCCUCCUGUAGGCACACCAAUAGUGCUUGACAAACUACUGUAUAAUGGACGUCAAAAUUACAAUCCUCAAACCGGUGUGUUCACUUGUGCUCCAGGCAUCUACUACUUUGCCUAUCAUGUACACUGCAAGGGUGCCAAUGUCUGGGUGGGUCUUUAUAGGAAUGGAGAGCCAGUCAUGUAUACAUAUGAUGAGUACACAAAAGGAUUCCUUGAUCAAGCAUCUGGGAGUGCUGUGAUUCCAUUACAACCAGGAGACACAGUUUACUUACAGUUGCCAUCUGAGGAGGCAGCUGGAUUUUAUGCAGGACAAUAUGUCCAUUCCUCUUUCUCUGGCUUUUUACUAUAUCCGAUGUAG
Messenger RNA from Triplophysa dalaica, 2196 nucleotides. RefSeq names its product collagen, type VIII, alpha 1a (gene col8a1a). NCBI's taxonomy places the organism in Eukaryota, Metazoa, Chordata, Actinopteri, Cypriniformes, Nemacheilidae. Gene Ontology annotation, molecular function: protein binding. The record is from RefSeq and is a predicted model, not a curated record.